This is a messenger RNA of Arthroderma uncinatum, 1230 nucleotides long. RefSeq lists its product as uncharacterized. Lineage: Eukaryota; Fungi; Ascomycota; Eurotiomycetes; Onygenales; Arthrodermataceae. Bases 1 to 1230 code for a protein of 409 amino acids. The record is from RefSeq and is a predicted model, not a curated record. The transcript has 3 exons.
AUGCCCCAGAACCCCUUCGACCUCGCCUUGGCCGCAGGCUCUGAGAUUGAAUCUCUCGACCUGACGGGGUUUGAUUCCCUCGCGGAGGCUCCUGCCGAGCGGGAGCCAUCCGCCGGGCCAAGUGACGGGUCAGACAAGGCUUCGCGUCUAGACGCUUCGCCUGCCGCCAACGCGAGAGACGUGGAGAGCCCCGUCAUCCCCGAGUCACCUAUGGCCCCGACCCUUGAUGGAACGUCAAGUAACGUUUCGUGCGGGUCCGGAUGCCCAAGCACGCCCACAUCACCUUUAACCGCGGCCGGAUCGGACAGGAGAGAAACCGGCAAUUAUCCAGAGGAUCCCAUCGUGAUUGAUGAUCUGGAUAGAGAGGAGGGAGGAGGGAGUAGGGCGACGUCCAUCGUGGCCAUGCCGCCUGGCGAGCGUGUCGACGUGCUCCGGACUCCCUCUCCUAUGCUGGAUGACGGUUACAACGACUGUUUCAUCAAGCCGGAGCCGGAGCCGUCUCCUGUUCCCCCUCCCCCGCCGCGGAAGCCAUCGUUUCCCCGUGUGGUGGUGGAGGUCCCUCUGACACGCGAACUCUUCACCGAGGGCGCGUCCGGGUCGCCGCGUGCCCGACGGCAAGCCACCAAGCCGCGGAGUGAUCCGGCACGACGGGGCCGAGAAUUGAGGGGUGAUUGCGCCCCAAGCGACGCCAGCGGCGGAGAAGACGAAGCAGACGAAGACGACGACUACACAGAUGACAAAGGCGAUCAAGAUGGUGAAGUGAGCGAAGACGACUGCCGGCCAGCGGGUGGAUCUCUCAAACGGCAGAGGACCCACGCGCCGGCCUGCACCGCCCCCGAUGCCGCACCGAGGCCGUCAGUCCACCGCGCACUGCCGCAGGGUGACAUGUACACGUUCGCCUCGACGGUCGCCACGUGCAUAGUGAAGCUGCUCUCCGCUCCACCUUCCGCUCAGGGCAACGACGGCACUGCGGGUGCUGGUGGCAUUGGGUACACCAGAUGUGCGGCCGAACACAGGGGGAAGAGGGGCCGAUGGUCCAAGAGGGAGAAUGAGCUACUCUUGUCCCUGGUGCGGAAGGAUGGCCCCCCGACGGAGGACGAUGUCGAGGAGCUUUUCCCCUCGAGGACCCUGUCGUCUGUGCAGCAGAGGUAUCGCAUCUUCCAAAAGCAACAGGAGAAGGGGAGGAAGCAGGUCAGGGACAGGGAGAGAAAACGUAAGCGGCCUUCCUGA